Messenger RNA from Saccostrea cuccullata (small rock oyster), 1552 nucleotides. RefSeq names its product major facilitator superfamily domain-containing protein 1-like. Gene Ontology annotation, molecular function: transmembrane transporter activity. The record is from RefSeq and is a predicted model, not a curated record. Bases 83 to 1519 code for a protein of 478 amino acids. The transcript is spliced from 13 exons. Lineage: Eukaryota; Metazoa; Mollusca; Bivalvia; Ostreida; Ostreidae. Gene Ontology annotation, biological process: transmembrane transport.
GUCAUACUAGGUUCUCCUUUUUCUGUUCAUCAUCACAAUGACUUAAUUAGAGUGUUUUUAAAACAUUACUCGAUCUGCAUCUAUGGAUCAAACGAGAUGGGGAUGUCGAUACCUGUUACUGGCGUGUGAUUGUCUUAUUGCCUUCGGAUGUUUCUACUGUGUGGACAUCCCCAGUGCUCUACAAACAGAACUACAAAGCUCUCAUCAUGAAAACUGUAGUGAUGUUCCAAAGAAUGUGACUUGUUGUGAGGAAUGUCUGGGCAUAGGACCGGAUCAUUACAAUCAACUUUAUGCUGUUUUCUCGUGGACAAACGCCAUCAUCGUUUUACCUAUAGGGGUAAUACUGGAUCGCAUAGGAAACAGGAUGACAGCGAUUCUUUCCACAUCAAUGGCCGCCAUUGGUUCGUCUUUAUUUGCGCUGUCUGUUAUGCCUGGGUUUAAGUUGACAUCAGCCAUGUUUCCAAUGAUGCUUGCAAGUAGAGCAAUUCUAGGAGCUGCUAAUGGUGGAUGUCAACUUGUUCAAGAUCGAGUUAUUGCCUAUUGGUUUCCGGACAAACUUGGUUUAGCUUUUGGAGCUAUUGUGAGCGUCAUAAGAUGUGGCAACGUGUUGAAUUUCUUUAUCACAUCCAAUAUUGCAAAGGUCUACGGCGUUCCGAUGGCGCUUUGGACAGGUGCUCUUAUGUGCGGUGUUGGGUUUAUGGCAGCAGUGGGAUACUGUAUUUUAGACGCCAUUGGAAGUGGAAAACUGGACAAAACUCACGUGUUUAACAUCAAAUCUCAACCAGUAAAAUUCAGCGAUAUUAGAAACUUCCCUUUGUCUUAUUGGCUUGUCGCAGUAAUGAUCUCUACAUAUUAUAGCUGUUUUAUUCCUUACGUGGCAAAUGGGAGUAAAUUCAUUCAGGACAAGUAUGGUUAUUCCCGUGUGGAGUCGUCCUAUAUCAAUGGAGCUGUUUAUGACGUAUCCAUUAUUGUCUGUCUAACCACGGGCUUAAUUCUCGACAGAUUUGGAGGAAGAGCAAUCUCAUCAACUCUUGGGGCGGCACUCUGUGUUCCUGUUAUAAUUUUCCUUGCAUUCUUUGAUUUCCCUCCCCUAGUACUUACCAUUUGUUUUGGAACUUUUUAUUCCGUCACAGUUGUGAGUCUGUGGCCAUCUAUUGCUAAAGUUGUCCCGCUUGCAACUGUUGGAACUGCAAAUGGCAUUGCCGCCUUUCUGCAGGGGUUAAAUAUUGGCAUGACUAACCUAGGAGUCGGUAAAAUUCUGGGUUCUGUUGAGAAAUCUGAUGUGAACAAAAGACUCACCGAUUGGAAAAUUGCACUCACAAUUCUAUUAUGUCAAGCCUCUAUUUGCACUGUACUAGGAAUUUGGCUCAACGUCAAUGAAAAAUUAAAGAAGGGAUCCUUGAAUGGGCGAUACAAGAAGAUGUCGGCCUUCACGUCUCCCUCAGAGAAGUCUAAACUGAUAGUGGACAAGGAGGACUUCUAUGAUUCCAUUGACUCUGGUUAUUCAAUACAGGCCUAAUCAUUGAGCCUUAAUUACAUUUUUUUUAAAAAG